This is a messenger RNA of Symbiodinium natans, 1992 nucleotides long. NCBI's taxonomy places the organism in Eukaryota, Dinophyceae, Suessiales, Symbiodiniaceae. The record is from the annotation of a GenBank genome assembly.
AUGUACAAUAAUGUACAGCCGUUGCUGCCUUUUGGAUAUGCCCUGAUGUGCCUGAAAUCUUGCGGCGUCGCCUCGAGCUUCCUGUUUACCGUAGAGCUGGCGCAGGAUGCGGCUUGUGCCAAAGUCAACGAGCAGUGCGGCGGCCAGUGGUACUACGGUCCUAUCUGCUGUCCGCAUGACCACAUCUGCUACGAGGUGAACCAGUACUACUCGCAGUGUGUGACCCAUGAGAAGGCCGAGGAGAUGGCCAACCUGGAAAAUAUGACGACCACUACUACUACGACCACUAACGCGGACCCGCAGCACUGCCGACUGGGCUACCAGCAGUGUGGUGGCGUAGAUGAAGAGACGAAAUUGAAUUACACGGGCAGCACUUGCUGCUAUGCCGGCUUCUUCUGCAAGCAGACCGACCAAUUCUUCUCUCAGUGCGCUCCCGUCGAUCAAAACAGCUCCUUCUUGCCUUACAAGCCCACUGAGCAGCUUGAGGAGCCCAGCAAAGCGCCAGUGUUCACCUUCUAUGUCUACCGCGCAGCCACCGAGGAUGAUGACUAUGUCGAGAACAUCAAUGUCGGAGAUCUGGCUGGCACCCUGUGGUAUCUUCACAACGAGGUCGUGUGGGUAAGGCCCCGCAAGUUUGGCAUCUCGCGGAUUCUUCGCUAUAAGAUCUCCACUCGCGCUACACAGCCCUUGUACGAGCUGGGAAUGAAUUUCGGCGUCCGCUACUCGUAUGAUGCAGCCCAGUGCACUGGACCCUGGUCUUGCGACUUGAACUAUGAGAAGUUUGGGUACUUUGUUGGAUGCAACAACCUGGGCAUGUUCCCCUUUCCGCUGUACGACACGCACUAUCCCAAUGCCACGUGGUAUGCGCUGCCGGGGGAGUGCUCUUCCAAGGCCUAUGAGGACAAGGAUCCGAAGUGCAAGAUGCAGCAACCUGGCGGUCGCUGCGAGGGCGAGCCUACCGGCCAAGGAAACUGCACCUACAGCAUCGAGAUCAUGGGUUCCGUGUCGAUAGACGAGAUCGAGGGAAUCUCAAGCUACCACGACUUCAUCCACACAGGAAGCCAGGUCGAGUUCAACAAAACCUUGGACAAGGGCGUCGGCAUGACUUUCUGGGACCACAUGAAUGACACUGCCAAAAACGUAGAGCGCAUUGAGAAGGUCCGUAAGGUCUUCGGACAGAAGUAUCCCGACCAGCCCGCAGACGAGGACAUGCAACCUCCCACGUGCGACUUUAAUUUUGAGGUCUUCUAUGGGACCUCGACCACCACCACCACCACCACAACCACCACCACCACCACCAGCACCACCACAGCGGCCGCGACAGCCACCACCGAUGCCACCAGCACUACCAGCGCUGCUGCCAGCAGCAUCACCAGCACUACUGCCAGCAUGACCGCCGACACCAGCUCUGAAAGCACGGAGGCGACGGAGUCCACUGAGGCCGCCAGUUCCACCGAGGCCGUGACAGUUGCCCCAAGCACCAGUGCCACAACCACCGAAGAGACAACCGCAGCGAGCACUACUGAAACUGAAGCUGCUACUUCAGAGCCUGUUGCCAGUACCACAGAGACCAUGACAACAAGCAACACUACCGUCAGCACGUCUAUGACGACGACACCCAAGGGUUGCCAGGAUGCUGUUAUGGGAUCCCAUUGCUACUCCUCGGUGCUUUGGGCCAUGGAGCACGGUCUCAAGCUGCAUCCAACUUGGUAUCCGGGCCUUACAGCCUCGUCAACCUUUGCAGAAUUUCAGGAGCGAGUGCACCACGUCACGCCGGACGUGUGCCCAGUGCCCUGCACGGCGAAAGCAGGCUGCCAUGACCCUGUGGAGGGUGAGUCCUGCUUCUCCGCUGUGAAGUGGGCAAUGAAGUCAGGCAUCAAGAAGCAUCCGCACUGGUACCCCGGUCUCAGCAAGGAGUCGUCUUUCAAGGACUUCCAGGCCGCAGUUCACAAGAAGCUGCCGAAGAAGUGCAUGAUGCCUUGCUCUCCCUGA